Messenger RNA from Macadamia integrifolia, 1635 nucleotides. RefSeq names its product aspartic proteinase nepenthesin-1. The coding region runs from base 133 to 1455 and encodes 440 amino acids. Gene Ontology annotation, biological process: proteolysis. Gene Ontology annotation, molecular function: aspartic-type endopeptidase activity. The transcript has a single exon. Gene Ontology annotation, cellular component: extracellular region. NCBI's taxonomy places the organism in Eukaryota, Viridiplantae, Streptophyta, Magnoliopsida, Proteales, Proteaceae. The record is from RefSeq and is a predicted model, not a curated record.
AUACUCUCAAAGCUCACACGCCAAGUGACAACCUAUCUCUCAUUCUUUCCUAAAACUCAUCAUCUAUUCUUCUUCUUACUCCUUACUAUAACAGAGAUUUAGAUCAUUACAUCCUAUCUCCACCUUACAACCAUGGCUUCUAGGCCUCCUUCAUUAACAUUCUUCCUUGUAGUACUAGUGGCUGCAGCUUUGUAUAUGCCACAGGCCUUCUCAACCUCAAGAACCCCUUUGAUGAACCACCGAUCAUCGAAAACCCCGGUUCGGCUAGGCCUAAAACGCGUCGACGAAGGAGGUAACUUCACUAGGCUUGAACUUCUUCAAAGAGCCAUUAAACGUGGAAAAAAUAGGUUGGAGAGGUUAAGUGCAAUGGUGAAGAAGACUUCAACCACUGAUCAAGUUAUUCAAACUGCAGUACAACCAGGUGAGGGUGAUUUCCUUAUUCAUUUAGAUAUUGGUACUCCACCUGUGAAUUUUGAUGCUAUAAUGGACACUGGAAGUGAUUUAAUAUGGACACAAUGUAAACCCUGCAUAGACUGUUAUCAACAAAGCACUCCAAUUCUUGAUCCAAACACAUCUUCAUCAUUCUCCAAGCUUUCAUGUUCUAGCAAAUUUUGUGAAGCCCUAAGUACUUCUCUGUGCGCCGACGAUGGUUGCGAGUAUCUCUAUGCCUACGGCGAUUCGUCGUCGACACAAGGGGUAAUGGCAACUGAAACCCUAACAUUUGGGGGUAAAACCACUUUCCCUAAUAUAGCUUUUGGGUGUGGGGAGGAUAAUGAAGGAGAUGGGUUUAAGCAAGCACAAGGCCUAGUAGGGCUUGGAAGAGGUCCUUUAUCACUUGUUUCACAAUUAGGGUAUGGAAAAUUUGCUUAUUGCCUUGGAUCCAUUGAUAGCUCAAGUAGUAGUCUUGUUCUUGGGUCUUCUCCUUCCUUAGAUAAAACCAGUGACUCAGUCUUAGCAACUCCAUUGAGUCAAAACCCAUCUCAGCAAACAUUCUAUUACAUAUCACUUGAAGGGAUAACAGUUGGGGAUACUCUCUUACCCAUCUCAAAAACUACAUUUACAAUCAAAGAAGAUGGGAGUGGAGGGAUGAUUGUAGAUUCUGGUACCACAUUGACAUACUUAGAAGAGAGUGGUUAUAAAUUAGUGAAGAAAGCUUUCAUUUCUGGGAUCAAACUUCCUGUAUCCGACAUCGAUGCUGGUCUUGAUUUGUGCUUUGAUAUGCCUAAUGAGGCUGAUAUAGAGGUUCCCAAAUUGAUAUUCCACUUCUCAGGUGCUGAUUUGAAUCUGCCAACUGAAAAUUAUCUAAUGUAUGAUUCUUCCAUGGGAUUACUAUGCUUGAUGAUGGGGCCUUCUAGUGGGUUAUCUGUGUUUGGAAAUGUUCAACAGCAAAAUUUUUUGAUCCUUCAUGAUCUGGACAAGGAGACCAUGUCAUUUGUUCCUCAUCAGUGUGAUUGAGCUUUAGGGUUUACUUUGUUGGUGAGAGAUUUCAUGUUUUAAUGUCUCAGUUGAUUUGCAUUAUCUUAGAGAAUGUAAAUGUGAAAGAGAAGUCUCAUAUAUACUUGGUUAAAUAUGUUUGUAUUGAUUUGUUCCCAUCAUGUAUAGAGGAGCAAGAUAUGAAAUUUAUCUGGUUUUAUA